Messenger RNA from Necator americanus (New World hookworm), 963 nucleotides. RefSeq lists its product as uncharacterized. NCBI's taxonomy places the organism in Eukaryota, Metazoa, Nematoda, Chromadorea, Rhabditida, Ancylostomatidae. The record is from RefSeq and is a predicted model, not a curated record. The transcript has 8 exons. Gene Ontology annotation, molecular function: signaling receptor activity. Bases 1 to 963 code for a protein of 320 amino acids.
AUGGUAGGCAUGCGGUGCCAGCUACUUCUCUGCUGGUUGCCAUUGGCACUGGCAACUUGUCCAUUCGGCUACGUAUACCAGCAGGAUUUCAAAAGAUGCUACAAAUUUGUCACAACACCACAAGCAUUCUAUAUGGCAGAAGAGAAUUGCCAAGAAACGAACGCCCACCUGAUUUCCAUUCACAGCAUGGCCGAGGAUUCUUGGAUUCUUCAAUAUGCUACACAGCUUGGAAUUAAAGGGAAUCUUUAUACGGGAUUGAAUCGAUUGAUCAAAACUCAAUGGUCGUGGACGGAUGGAACUCCCCUGGAUUACACGAAAUGGGCACCAGGUGAACCGGACGCAAAUGCACAAUGCGCAGUGGAGAGCUCAAGCGAUGGGACCUGGAUUACCGCGUCGUGCUCCGCCGCGUAUCCUUAUGUGUGCUUCCAAAAUUCCACGGAUCCACCGGUAUCCACGUGUCCUCCUGCACCCACGGCACCCACGUGCCCUCCACCACCGCCUGUGCCUGCGCACUGCAACUCGCAAUGGACGUACUUUUCCAAAACCGAUAGCUGCUACAAGGUGUUUCAUGACGCUGCUUUUGAUCAAGCAGAGACCGUAUGCACGUCUACAGGUGGACAUCUGACUUCAAUCCAUAGUGAUGAAGAAAACGCGUUCGUCUUGAGUCUCACUCAUAUGGGCAUCGAAUACAGGAACGAGAAACAGUUGACGUGGAUUGGUUUGAGGAAACCAAACUAUCCGGACAAUGCGACGUGGGCAUGGACAGACGGGUCAAAAGUUGACUACUUUAACUGGGCUCCAGGAAAACCGGAGGACAUCACAGGACUCCAGGACUGUGCGCAGAUGUACACUGACUCGCUGGACAAGAACCCCGUCAGGGAUACGGAUUUUAAACGAUGGAAUGACGUCCAAUGUUCACUGACAAUGCGUGCCUAUGUAUGUAAAGAAGCUGCGCUUCAUUAA